This is a messenger RNA of Astrephomene gubernaculifera, 1149 nucleotides long. Lineage: Eukaryota; Viridiplantae; Chlorophyta; Chlorophyceae; Chlamydomonadales; Astrephomenaceae. The record is from the annotation of a GenBank genome assembly.
GCAAAAACCCGCCGGAUCCCGUACUGCCACGCGGCUACAAGGCCGGUGGUGGUCAGUCGGGCAACGUCGGCGUAGUUGACACAUCCGCUGGCGAGGACAGCGGCGAGACCAGCAGCGGCCUUGACGACUCUACCGAUGAUCGGCCGUCACGCCGACAACGCUGCGACAUAGACCGUCCUCCGACGUAUGCGCCGCGGGUAGGGGUACGGCUGUGUGACGAUGAUCCCGUGGCGGUGGAGGUGCCGUACUGCAUGCGCGCGGAGACGGUACUGCCUAACCGAACGAUGAACGUUUCAGCGGACGGCGUGGAGCGCUUUACGGUCUGCUCGGAAUGCAUACAGGCCUUACAGGGUGGGCGGAUUCCAGAUGGGGCGCUGGCUCGGUUGGAUCCCGGUGACGUACCCCUGUAAAUCAGCAUGGUCAUUCGCUCGUACCGCUGACGCAUCUGGAGAGCUUGGUGGUGGGCCUCGCUCGCCCUCACAUGCGGCUACUCGUUGUGCGGCAGCCGGGUACGCCCAGCUGGCGCGCGGUGGAUACCUUGCCAGCGGCGUUGCGUGGGCAUACGCUCGCCUUUCCAAACGACGUGCCCAGCGAGCUGUACGCUCCAGAGGAUCUGCCGUCCUUCAUUCAGGUCGUGCUAAUUGAUGCUGUCAAAGAUCGUGCCGACCUUGAGGCCAAAGUGCGGCAGGCACCAUGCUUGGAGAUGCGGGGCCUGGCUAUCGCUGCAUGGGCGGAGUGGGCCGUUCACGUGAAUCCAAUGGCUCAGGUGGACCACGCUGCACUUCAGCAGUAUCGCGCUCUGGGUGCGAAGCCGACGGUGCCAGAGCCGUUAGUGGCGCACGCGGUGGCUACAGAUGACCCAGACACGGCAGCGGUCAUGCGCGCUGCAUUUGAAGGGGAUUGUGCCGGCAACGCUCAGGUGGUCGAUCGCCUGGUCCGGAUGCUGGUCAGGAGCCAGCGCCGUCUGGUCGUACGCCAAAUAUCCCGGUGACAGGUAAGGACCUGAUGUGCAUUGCUGCGCGUGGAGGGGGGGUGGGAGACAGCGUCUUUACCCAUACCGUGCUGUGCCGCCAUGCAAUCACACACCCAAGGUAACCCUUCCGAUGACGCCGGGCAACAUCCAGCGGGUGGCUGUUGUGCCUCUCUAAC